Pararge aegeria (speckled wood butterfly) is the source of this 1187-nucleotide messenger RNA. RefSeq names its product abscission/NoCut checkpoint regulator. Gene Ontology annotation, cellular component: cleavage furrow; centrosome; midbody. The transcript has 7 exons. Gene Ontology annotation, biological process: abscission; mitotic cytokinesis checkpoint signaling. The coding region runs from base 160 to 1113 and encodes 317 amino acids. The record is from RefSeq and is a predicted model, not a curated record. NCBI's taxonomy places the organism in Eukaryota, Metazoa, Arthropoda, Insecta, Lepidoptera, Nymphalidae. Gene Ontology annotation, molecular function: phosphatidylinositol-3-phosphate binding.
ACUCUCCUUACCUCUACCCUUCAUACUUUUGAUCUCCAUACUUUUGAUGUUUACAAAUACGUAACAAAAACCAUAAUCUAAGAUUAAAAUAAAUAAUAAAAGAAGAGAAGAGUACAGUUUAAAAGUCGUUCGAGUUUACACAAAUACAAUUGAAUCAUCAUGUCUUGUAAUACUUGCGCAUUGAAAUUUUCUCUAUUUCGGACUGAGAAAGGAUGUCCUAGCUGUGGGUUUAGUUACUGCUCAAAAUGUCUAAAAAACAAGGUAUUCUUGAAAAAACUGAAUUCUGAAGUAAUGGUAUGUGUUAAAUGUAAGCAGUUAUCAAAUUUUAAUAAAACUACCAAAGUAGAACCACCUGAUGCAUAUUACAAUUUGCAGUACUCAAAUUUAUAUUAUAGAAGAAUUGGUGUCUUGGAAAGUGCUACAGAUCAUGAUAGGUCUGUAAGUCAAAAUCCAGUGGAAGACGAAAUAUCUGAUAGACUAAAGAAAUUGAAAGAGGAUAAACAAGAUAAAGUAGUAAAGACCUGUAAUGAUGAUAUUGCUGACAGAUUACAAAAACUUAAAGGAGAAAAGCCUUCUACUUCAGAUGCAGAACUGAUAGAAAGAUUGGCAAAUAUAAAAGGAGUGCCUAGCAGUGCACUUCAGAGCAAGCAAGUGGUCUCAAGCAUAAAUGCAAAUAAAACAGAACAAGAACAAGUAGAAGAUCUAAUGAGACAGUACAUGGAUCAGGGUAAUAUUGAUAAGAAAUAUGAGGUAGAGUUUGAUGGGCUAGUUAAUAAUUUAGAAGCUAGACUACAGAAGCUUAAAGGCUCACAAAGUUCUGAGCAUAAUGAAGUUUCAUCUAAAGCUAGUCAUGCCACUGAAGAUGAAGAGGAAACAAUCCAGAAGAUACUUACAAAGAUUACAGCAGAAGCAAAAUUAGAAAAGCAUGUCCUAGACAAGGAGUCUGUUAUGGAUGAGUUACCAUUUUGUGAAAUAUGUAAUGAAGAUGCUAAAAUGCGAUGCCUUGGUUGCAAAUAUCUCUUUUGCAAACAUUGCUUCAAAGAUCAUGAAGAUAGUGAUGAUGGCUGCGAUAAAUUUGAACAAUAUUCUCCUCCAAGUAAUGCUGUAAUGUGAAUAAUGCACAUAAUCUAUUUCUAGUGUGAAUAAUCAUAAUAAUUUAUUCAAUUAUAAGAAAAAUUGAUGUAUGC